GAUGAGGACGAUCGAGACGCUCAAAAUGACAGCCCAAACAGUCACAAACAUGACCCUUGCCGUGCCGCUUGAGGAGCAGUUCCAGUGCUGCAUUUGCCUCGACAUCUACACCGAUCCCACCACCACCGAAUGUGGUCAUAAUUUUUGUCUGGACUGCAUCGAAGGCUACUGGGAUACAAAGAGCAAAUAUGAGUGUCCGCUCUGCAAAGAGACAUUCAGAAAGCGUCCAAAACUCAGGGUCAACCAUGGAUAUGCUGAAAUCAUUAAAAUCUAUGAAAGGUCUCAAGGGAAGGAUGUGGAUGAUGUGUCGCCACCGGGAAGCAGGAAAAAUUCCCUGGCUGAUGAAGUUCCCUGUGACAUCUGCCACGGAGACAAGUCACCAUCGGUCAAGUCGUGCCACACGUGCCAGGCGUCUUAUUGUGAGCUUCACAUCGAACAACACCUGAAUGAUCCAGCACUGCUGAGACACAAGCUGACGGAUCCGGCCACCUUCAUUGCCAGUCGCCUCUGCAGAAAACACAAGAAGCCACUGACAAUGUUCUGCAAGACAGACCAGAAGCUUGUUUGUGUUAAAUGCACAGAGAAGGACCACAAAAACCACAAGAUCAUACCCAUAGAGAAGGAAAGCAAGAGGGUCAAGACUUGUUUGAGGGAGACGAAGGCCGGCAUUAAACAAAUGAUCUAUGCCAGACUGAGAAAACAGGAGGAGAUAAAACAGUCAGUGAAUCUAAGCAAAAUAAUCUCAGACAGGGAGAUACAAAGCAGCGCUCAGGUCUGCCGCAUGCUGAUAACCGCCAUCGAGGUACACCAGGCCGAGGUGGUGGAGGAGCUGGAAGAGAGACAGCAAGAAGCCGAGAGCAGAGCCCUGGAGAUGUUUGAGGAGCUGGAGCAGGAAAUCCACAAGCUGCAGACGAGGGCCAGCGAUCUGCGGGACCUGGAGCAAACUCAGAACUCUGUUCACUUCCUACAGAGUUUCAAGUCUCGAAGUCGACUCCCUCCCACUAGGGAUUGGUCUGAGGUCGUGAUCCACUCAGAGAACUGCAUGGGUACGGUAUCGAGAGCCGUCUCCAAGCUUGUGGACGUCUGCCAGGAUGUGGCGCACAAACUGUCUGCAGAAGAAGCCGACAAGUUGAAUCAAUAUGAAGUCGAUGUUACUCUGGAUCCUGAGACGGCUUCCGGCUGGCUGGUCCUGUCUCCAGACAAAAAGAAGGUGACUGUCAGCAGCCAGAAGAAUAAUGCCCCACUGCCAGACAAUCCUCAGAGGUUCAACGCCUGUGUCUGCGUUUUGGGAAAACAAAGCUUCACAUCUGGAAGACGCUAUUGGGAGGUCCAGGUUGGAGAUAAAACAGACUGGGAUCUGGGCGUGGCCAGAGAGUCCAUCAACACGAAGGGAGCCAUCACAGUGCGUCCUGACAGCGGUUACUGGGCGAUAUGCCGGCGGAAUUGUGCCAAUCUCAGUGCAUGCGCUGGUCCCUCCGUCUCCCUCCACCUCCAGGAAACACCCCAGAAAGUGGGCGUGUUCCUGGACUACGAGGAAGGAUUGGUGUCCUUCUACAACGCAGAAGCAAAGACCCACAUUUACACUUACAGCGGGUGUGACUUUACUGGACCCCUCCGCCCGUACUUUAACCCCGGUGUUCAAGGUGAUGGGAAGAACACCGCCCCAUUGAUUAUCUGUCCUCUUGAGGAAAGAGUCUGGGAAGGACGGGACAUGACCAUUGAGUCAGUCUUGUGAUGUGUCAUGCAAAAUGAUGAUGCUAACUGAGUUUAUAUACUGUAUAUUAUAUUAAUUGUACUUGAGUAUUUGACUACACUGGCCUGCAACAUGCCAAAAUGUAUGAGUUGUUUUUCUUUUUAGUAACACAUGACGCACACGCUAAAAGGUGGCAGCAAGGUUUUCAUUAUUUCUGACAGCAUGAAUUGUUUUUCAUAAUUUUAUCAUUCAAAUGAUACCAGACUCACGUGUUUGUAAAAUAUAAAUGUACAUAAAAUGCUUUACAUAUCGUUGCAUGCACUAUGAUUGUUGUUCUACAUGUAUUCCAUACCGUAAAUGGGCAAUGUAAGAUAAAAAUUGUGAAACUGAAAAUAAAAGUUAUGUUUUGAAAAAUUA
Molecule: messenger RNA, 2110 nt
Organism: Sebastes umbrosus (honeycomb rockfish)
Lineage: Eukaryota; Metazoa; Chordata; Actinopteri; Perciformes; Sebastidae
Product: E3 ubiquitin-protein ligase TRIM21-like
Exons: 10
Coding region: 2-1735 (577 amino acids)
Molecular function (GO): zinc ion binding; protein binding
Source: RefSeq, a predicted model, not a curated record